Messenger RNA from Cladocopium goreaui, 707 nucleotides. Lineage: Eukaryota; Dinophyceae; Suessiales; Symbiodiniaceae. The record is from the annotation of a GenBank genome assembly.
GCUGUGUUGCUGAGGCCGCACAGGACCACGGUCCCCCUUGCAAAUUCGUGGCCACUAUUGAUCCUAGGAACUAUAUAGUACCAACAUGUACCAACCAUUGUCAUGGAAACAAGCAUCAGGAGAUAGUCAUCCCGAGGAUAGUCCCAAGGAUCGUAUGUAAUCAUACCGAGGAUUCGUUAGAGUCAUGAUCAUAGCCAUCUCGAGGAUCAAAGCCAUCCCAGGGAUCGUAGUCAUCCCGAGGAUCGCAGUCAUGAAAGUCAUCGAAGUCACAAGGACUAGAAUACCCAGAGACACUCCUCCAAUCAUCAUCAUACCACAUGACUGUGGCAAACUCCCCGGAGGAAUGACUGCGGGAUGCAUAGGCAAACUCCCCGGAGGAAAUUCUGCCCUUGCCGGGCAUCUUGGAUCUUGCGACAUGCGGGUUCUUCCCAAGCGCUUGAGAUUCAAAGCAUCCGCCAGCUGCUCCCAGUUCUUGAAGACCUCUUGCAACGAAGACACACCUUCCUCAUAGCACCAUAGGAUUGUAUCUGGCAAGUACCUGUCCAGGGAAAAUGAUGUCAACCAAGCGUCAAGACCUUCAAUUCCGGCAACUUCCAGAAGACCAAACGCCGCAUCACCGGUCACCACAGUCGAAGGAGAUACAUUUCCUGGCAGCGAAUGUUGCCAGUUGUGCUAAUGGACCACAACGAGGACAUUUCCCGGCUGCG